This is a messenger RNA of Centropristis striata (black sea bass), 2675 nucleotides long. RefSeq names its product angiotensin I converting enzyme 2 (gene ace2). Lineage: Eukaryota; Metazoa; Chordata; Actinopteri; Perciformes; Serranidae. The transcript has 18 exons. The coding region runs from base 1 to 2424 and encodes 807 amino acids. The record is from RefSeq and is a predicted model, not a curated record. Gene Ontology annotation, cellular component: plasma membrane. Gene Ontology annotation, molecular function: peptidyl-dipeptidase activity; metallopeptidase activity. Gene Ontology annotation, biological process: proteolysis.
AUGUCUUUCAGGGUUCUUGUAGCGGUGCUCGCUUUCUCCUGCGCAGUUUCUGCUCAGUUGAAUGUGGAGAACCAGGCGAGGGAGUUCUUGCGGGAGUUCGACGAGCAGGCUACUCAGCGUAUGUACACUUACUCGCUGGCGUCAUGGGCCUACAACACCAACAUCACUCAGGAGAACUCAGACAGACUGUCAGUAGAGGGGAAAAUUUGGGGCGAUUUCUACACCAACGUUUCAGAAGAGUCCUGGCGAUUCCCCAUCGAAGAGAUCAAGAAUCCAGAAAUCAAAUUACAGCUCAUCUCCCUACAGGACAAAGGCGCUGGUGCCCUAACACCAGAUAAAGCUGCACAUCUGAGUAAAGUCCUGAGUGAGAUGAGUACGAUCUACAGCACAGCGACAGUGUGUCUCAAAGACGAUCCCCUUAACUGCCAGACUUUGGAGCCAGGCCUGGAGCACGUAAUGUUCAACAGCAUAGACUACGCCGAGCGUCUGCAUGUGUGGGAGGGCUGGAGGAGAGAGGUGGGGAAGAAGAUGAGGCCUCUGUACGAAGACUAUGUGGAUCUGAAGAACGAAGCUGCAAAACUUAACGGUUUUGAAGACUAUGGAGCUUACUGGAGAUAUAACUAUGAGACCAUUGAGGAGAAAGCUCCGUUCAAGUACACCAGAGACGAGCUGAUGGAUGACGUCCGUUCUGUAUACAAAGAGAUCAUGCCCUUAUACAAGGAACUGCAUGCCUAUGUGAGAGACAGGCUUGAAAAGGUCUAUAAAGGACACAUUGAUCCAAAAGGACCUCUGCCAGCCCACCUGCUGGGUGACAUGUGGGGAAGAUUCUGGACCAACCUGUACCCUCUGACAACCCCUUACCCUAAUGAAGAAGAUAUUGAUGUCACCGACGCUAUGAAGGCACAGAAGUGGAAUGUGACGCGGCUUUUCAAAGAAGCAGAAGAGUUCUUCAUGUCGGUGGGUCUAUAUGAGAUGCUCCCAAACUUCUGGACUGAGUCCAUGUUCGAGAAGCCUAACGAUCGCAAGGCGGUCUGCCACCCCACAGCCUGGGACAUGGGGAACAGGGAGGACUUCAGGAUCAAAAUGUGCACCAAGGUCAACAUGGAAGACUUCCUCACGGUGCACCAUGAGAUGGGCCACAACCAGUACCAGAUGGCUUACCGUAACCUGAGCUACCUCCUGAGGGACGGCGCCAACGAGGGUUUCCACGAAGCUGUCGGAGAAAUCAUGUCCCUCUCUGCUGCAACACCCACACACAUGCAGAGCCUGGGACUCCUACCUCCUGACUUCAUCUAUAAUAAUGAAACGGAGAUCAACUUCCUGCUGAAACAGGCGCUCGCCAUCGUGGCCACGCUGCCGUUCACCUACAUGCUGGAGGAGUGGAGGUGGCAGGUGUUUGCUGGAAACAUCACCGAGGAUGUUUGGAUGAAGCGCUGGUGGGAGAUGAAGAGGGAGCUGGUGGGGGUAGUGGAGCCUGUGCCAAGAGACGAGACCUACUGUGACCCGCCUGCUCUGUUCCAUGUAUCUGGAGACUAUUCUUUCAUCAGGUACUUCACAAGAACCAUCUACCAGUUUCAGUUCCAAAAAGCGCUCUGUGAUGCGGCUGGUCACACCGGCGCCUUGUCUACAUGUGAUAUUACUAAUUCUACAGCAGCAGGAACGAAACUGAGGAAUAUGUUAGAACUGGGAAGGUCCCAGUCCUGGACCCGGGCUUUGCAAACAAUAUCUGGUGAUGUGAGGAUGGACGCUGGCCCUCUGUUGGACUAUUUCCAAAAACUCCACGACUGGCUGAAGGAAGAGAACCAGAAACAAAACAGUAAUGUCGGCUGGGAUCCAUCAAUCGAUUCAUAUUCCAUGAAUGCCAUUAAAGUGCGGAUAAGUUUGAAGGCUGCCAUGGGUGAUAACGCUUAUCACUGGAACUCCAACGAGCUGUACCUGUUGAAAGCCAGCAUCGCGUACGCUCUGAGGCAGUACUACAGCCAAAAGAACCAGACGCUUCACUUCACAGCGGAGAACGUCCUCGCAUAUAACAAGACUCCCAGGAUCUCCUAUGAGAUCAUGGUCACCCACCCAGACGCUCCCCUCAUAUACAUCCCAAAGCACGAUGUGGAGGCUGCCAUACGGUUAUGUCGAGGCCGUAUCAACGAUGCCUUCCAGUUGGAUGACAAGACGCUGGAGUUUGUUGGUAUCCCAGCAACCCUGGCUCCUCCGGUGGAGCAGCCGGUGGAGGUAUGGCUGGUGGUGUUCGGGGUGGUGAUGGGAAUCGUGGUGCUCGCAGGCGUCUACCUCGUCGUCUCCGGUAUCAGAGACCGCAAGAAGAAAAAAACAGAAAAGAAAGCCGUGGAGAAUCCCUACGACACAUCCAUUGAGGGACAAACUAACAAAGCGUUUGAUGAGAGUGAUGGUGAACAAACUGGAUUCUGAGUCAGCUGAAGAAAAGAUGGAAGGUGUCAUCGAACAUCAAAUAUCUCCUGAAAGUUAUUCAUGUUUUUUCGAGUCACCUUGUAGAAAGUAUACUUGAUUGCACUUAAUUGUAAUAUACUAAAGUGGGCUAGUUUUGAUGCUACACAUACGUUUCCUUGAUACUUUGAGAUGCAUUAGUUGUAAUUAAGUGUCUAAGUAUACUUUGUACUCUGUAACAAUAUUUACUUUUUAAUUUGUGUAUACUUUAAUUA